Pungitius pungitius (ninespine stickleback) is the source of this 1274-nucleotide messenger RNA. It is a transcript of the gene mettl27, whose product is annotated as methyltransferase like 27. Bases 136 to 816 code for a protein of 226 amino acids. The record is from RefSeq and is a predicted model, not a curated record. Gene Ontology annotation, molecular function: methyltransferase activity. NCBI's taxonomy places the organism in Eukaryota, Metazoa, Chordata, Actinopteri, Perciformes, Gasterosteidae. The transcript has 6 exons.
CAGGCGUAAGUGUCCUUUACGGUGUACCUGAGUCCAAAGAACCAAGUCUCACGCAAACCAACAGUGCGACACACCAGGUCGAACAGGUCCUUCCCUUUCCACUUCACCUUAGAAAAACCGUUUGUUAUUGGCCUGAUGGCAGCUGGCGGUGAGGCAUUCGAACAUGUAAAAAAGACCAUCUUAUCAGCUCAUAAAAGCACCCUAUCAGCAGAAAAGGUCUCCUUCUACAACUCCUGGGCAGAGAGCUAUGAUCAGGAUGUGGCUGUUCUGGACUACCGAGCGCCAAGUCUGGCAGCAAACAUCAUGUCAUCCCACUUCAGCAGUGAUCGUGAAGCAGCUGUUGUGUUGGAUGUGGCCUGUGGUACAGGACUGGUGGCCAGACAGAUGAAGAGUCAUGGAUUUGGACAUUUUGUGGGGAUCGAUGGAAGCGAGGCUAUGUUGAUGAUGGCCAGAGAGAGCGGCUUAUACCAGGACCUGAAGCAGUGCACGCUGGGAGAGGGGCCACUACCUGUCCAAAAGGAUUUUUUUGAUGUGGCUGUGAUCGUUGGAGCACUAAGUAUUGGUCAGGUCUCAGUUGGUGUCGUCAGAGAGUUGUGCAAAUCCACCAAACCAGGUGGCCACGUUUGCAUGACCACCAGAAGUAACCGUGACAACGUGGAAUAUAAAGCGUCCCUGGAGCGUGAGCUGAAGCAGAUGGAGGACGAAGGGCUGUGGACUUGUUUAGAGGUCGCUGAGGUGGAGGAGUGGGAGAGAGCGGUGUCAGAGGACGAGGACGGCUACAUACCUGGAGCUGUGUACCUCUAUAAGAAACUAUAGCACAUUGAGCAACUACAAAGACGUGACAUUAACACACCGAAGGAACAACUUCAAGAACUCCUAAGCUCAAGAAGAUUUUAAAUAUUCAAAUGAAUCAUUUUUACCAAUGUUCAGAAUUGGCUUCGUCUUAAUGCUGAAGAUGCAGAGCUUGAAAUGUAAAUAUAAGAAUCAAUAUGUUCAUGACUUAAAAUUUUAGGUUUCCAUUUGAACAAUAUUCAUGCUUCAUUCAUAGACAUGCUUUAUAUUUGGCAUCUGAAAAAAAACAGUCAAGAUUCUUACAUACAUAUACAUAUCCUUGAUUGUGGAUAUACAAUACAUGCUUCUAAAAAAUGAUAGUAUUAUUAUGAUAACCAUGUAAUAAAAAUUGAAUAUGAACAUGAAGCUUAGACUGUGUAGUUCAGUAGUCAACUAAAUCCAAGGCAAUCCAUUACCAAUGAAAGUGGCUCCAUAAUUAGAAA